CUCUUGGAAUGAUUUUGGAUCACAAUUUUGAUUCUAUGAUCAUCUUGCUAUAGGGUAUUGAUCUUGCUUUUAUGUUCUUCAAAUAGGCACAAGUAUGACUACUGCAAUGCAAUUUGGCAAUACAAUUUUCUCUGUGAUCCUCUACAUUAUUCCUUCUGUGCCAUUCUAUAUAAUUGCCCAUGAAGAAUAUUAUACACAUGAGAUGAAUUUGCCAGUAAUCAAUGCAGCUUCAGAAGGCACAAUCAGUGUGGCAGUAGUCUUUGCAGCAACUGCCUAUUAUGGUAUUGAUCAACACUUAAUUAGGAUGCGACAUGUGGGUAUAAAAAUUGCCAUGGUUCUUUAAUUAUCAAAUCAACCAAUUUGUUAUGCUUAUGUUUAUUACUUCUCUUAUUAUAAUUAUGCCUGCUGUGUAAAAUAUAUACCUUAAACUAUUAGGUUCCUUAAGAUAAAAAAGUUUACUUCCAUCACUUCCUUAUUAAAGUAACUAAGAUAUUUUUUCUUAUUUAACAUUGUCAUUCUCUACAGCAUCAUAUUUUCUCAAAGUAAUGUGAUUUAAAAUCAUGUGAGAGCUUAUAUGUAUACUGUUGGAUUCACUAUGUCAAAAGCAGUUGGUGUAGUUGCUCUUAAUCAUGUCAGUAAUUAAAAAUUACCAGAAUAUUAAAAUUCAAUUUACAUCUAUGUUAUCAUAUUCCUAAAUACAAUUUCUGGAUAAAUAUUAGGAUAAACAAUUAUUAAUGAAGGAUUUUUAAUUUAAUUUGCUGCCACAGCAAGUUUUUUAAUUCAUAUUCAUUUUUUAUAUAAUGUAGCAAGAUAAAUAUCAGAAGCAUUAAACAUUAAAAUUUUUUAAAUCAAUUCAAUAAACAAAUGA
Messenger RNA from Paramecium primaurelia, 868 nucleotides. Lineage: Eukaryota; Ciliophora; Oligohymenophorea; Peniculida; Parameciidae. The record is from the annotation of a GenBank genome assembly.